Molecule: messenger RNA, 1667 nt
Organism: Scleropages formosus (Asian bonytongue)
Lineage: Eukaryota; Metazoa; Chordata; Actinopteri; Osteoglossiformes; Osteoglossidae
Gene: dpp7
Product: dipeptidyl-peptidase 7
Exons: 13
Coding region: 57-1610 (517 amino acids)
Biological process (GO): proteolysis
Cellular component (GO): vesicle
Molecular function (GO): dipeptidyl-peptidase activity; serine-type exopeptidase activity
Source: RefSeq, a predicted model, not a curated record
ACUUUUCGAAACGCCGUAAUUCGCCUUCGCUUGACCCACACUGAGGCGCUUCAGAGAUGUCUGCGUUAGCGCUUGUGAUUUUGUCUUUAUUUUUUUGUUUACAUGGGAACAUUCGUGGGUUCCCUUACAGGGGGUUUAUGACACGGCAGUUCCUGACCCGUUCUUCCGAAAGUGUGAGUUUUGUUCAGGAGCUGGAUGGGGCCCGCUCUGUAACACAGUCUGCGUUGGGGAAACAUGCUGAGCCAGUACCCCACUUUAAAGAGAAGUAUUUCUCACAAAUACUGGACCACUUCAACUUCAACAAUAUGGGUAAUGGGACCUUUAACCAGAGGUAUUUAAUCACAGAUGAGUUUUGGGACAGAGGCGUCGGGCCCAUCUUCUUCUACACCGGCAACGAGGGAGACAUUUGGGAAUUCGCCCUGAACUCUGGCUUUAUAUGGGAGACUGCAGGCCUGCAGGGGGCGCUCGUCAUAUUUGCAGAACACAGAUAUUAUGGCAAGUCGCUUCCAUUUGGUGAAAAGUCAUUCAGGAUCCCGGAGAUUGGGUUACUGACUGUAGAACAGGCACUUGCAGACUAUGCUGUCAUGAUCACAGAACUGAAGAAGCAGCUGGAUGCCACAGAGUGUCCAGUCAUUGUCUUUGGUGGAAGCUAUGGUGGUAUGCUCAGUGUAUACAUGAGGCUGCGCUAUCCCAACAUUGUAGCAGGGGCUCUGGCAGCCAGCGCCCCUAUCCUGUCCACUGCUGGACUGGGGGAUUCAAGGCAGUUCUUUCGGGAUGUGACCGCAGAUUUUGAAAACUACAAUCCGUCCUGCAGAGAUGCAGUGCAAGAAGCAUUUCAGCAACUUGAAAACCUUGCACAACAUGAAGAUUAUGGACAUAUCCGAUCAGCUUUCACCCUCUGCAAGACACCAGGAUCCAGCCAAGACAUUCACCAGCUGAAGGGGCUCCUGCGUAAUGCCUUCACUCUCAUGGCCAUGCUGGACUACCCUUACAGCACUCACUUCAUGGGUAACAUGCCUGCCAACCCAGUUAAGGUUGCCUGUGACAUUAUGCUGAGUGGGAAGAAUUUACUUUCUGCUUUAAGAGAUACUGUGGGUAUAGUAUACAACUCCACAGGGGAUGUUCAGUGCUAUGACAUUUACACCAUUUAUGUGGAGUGUGCUGAUCCCACUGGGUGUGGCCUUGGCUCAGAUAGCCUGGCCUGGGAUUACCAGGCCUGUACAGAGAUCGAGAUGUGCUUUGAGAGCAACAAUGUCACAGAUAUGUUCCCCCCAAUGCCCUUCACCGAGCAGGACAGAGUGCAGUAUUGCACAAGGAAGUGGGGCGUGGUGCCACGUCCAGGAUGGCUGAAAACCCAGUUCUGGGGUGAUGCUCUCUCUACAGCAAGCAAUAUAAUUUUUUCUAAUGGUGAUCUUGACCCAUGGGCAAAUGGAGGGGUAAGGAAAUCCAUUAGCUCAUCACUGAUUGCAGUCAACAUUCCUGAAGGGGCUCAUCAUUUGGAUUUAAGAGGGUCAAAUAUAGCAGACCCAGUGUCAGUGCGUGAUGCUCGAAGAAAGGAGGCUGAAAUAAUUGCAAAGUGGGUGAAAAUGGAAAGUAAAAAGAUGUUCUGAAAAUGAAAUUACAGUGCAGUUGUAUAAAUUCAAAUGUUUUGUAAAAAUUUAUUAAAG